Molecule: messenger RNA, 828 nt
Organism: Ilex paraguariensis (yerba mate)
Lineage: Eukaryota; Viridiplantae; Streptophyta; Magnoliopsida; Aquifoliales; Aquifoliaceae
Source: the annotation of a GenBank genome assembly
AUGUUCUUUUCAGGUGUAUCUUUGUUUGCAGCCCUGGGGUUUCUUCUUUAUGGAGGAAGGCUCUUCUUAAUGUUGCAGCGCUUUCCUGUGGAAUCAAAAGGGAGGCGCAAGAAGCUACAGGAGGUGGGCUAUGUAACUACCAUAUGCUUUUCAUGCUUCCUUAUUAGAGGCAUUAUGAUGUGCUUUAAUGCAUUUGAUAAGGCUGCAGACCUUGAUGUUUUGGAUCAUCCUCUUCUGAACUUUGCAUAUUACCUGGUGGUGGAGAUAUUACCUUCUUCUCUUGUCCUUUUCAUUUUGAGGAAGUUGCCGCCAAGGCGUGGAAUCACACAAUAUCACCCUAUUCGCUGACAGGACUAGUGAUGAUAUAUAUGAUGGAGAGUAAAUAUCCAAACAUGGAGUAAUCACAAGUUGGCUGUUUUGAUGCUGAUUUCCCAAAACAAGUAAGGGAAAAAGAGAAUUGCCACUUUUGCAUGCAGUGACGAGCUAAUCUCAGGGACUCCGAAAUGCCAGUUCGUUCUCGCACGGGGAUUGUAGUUUUGUUGAAUAGAAGCAAUUCUCAAGGAUUGUGAAAAAAUGUUGAGCAUUCAGUAUAAUAGUCUGCUUUUUUUUUUUUUUUUGGUUUAUUAUAUGGUAAUUUUUGCUUUUCUUUGGUGCAAUGCUGCCGCGGAGAGUGACCUUUACCAGUAAAAAGAAAAUAGAUAGACAAGAAUCUCCUGGAUUCUCCCUGGCCAGUGGACUGAUUUUUUUUUUUGGUAUUAAUGUUGUGUUAGCAACAAGUGAUUCAUAACUCCCGUAGGCAACCAUCAAAAAAUAAAUUGAAGGUGAAAA